Messenger RNA from Lolium perenne, 807 nucleotides. NCBI's taxonomy places the organism in Eukaryota, Viridiplantae, Streptophyta, Magnoliopsida, Poales, Poaceae. The record is from RefSeq and is a predicted model, not a curated record.
CCCUAGAUCGCUCCCGUGGUGAAAAAAUCCCCUCAGCUGCGCCCAUCGUUCCCCUUAUUUGCCCGUGUCGGCGGCGGCGAUAACGUGCGGGAGGAGGAGGGAGGCGGACCUGCGUCGGCCCGGUCCUUCGCGAGUGGAUGGAGCCGGACGGGGACAGCCGCGCUGACGGGCCGAAGGAGGCGUUGCAGGAGCGCGCACGGAGGACGGCGGCGGCGCGUGGUGAGUGGCUUGAGAUGGUCGUCCACAACUGGCUUGAGCUCGAGAUCUCCUUCUUCAGCGUGACGGCUGGACGCGGGGGCCGGCGACAGCGUCGUCUGGAUGCGGCGGCGGCUGGGCGUCUCUCCCUGGCUCCCCAAUCCCAUCUCUCCUCCUCCGGCCUGGGAGUGCCCUCUCCAGCCUCACAUGGGGCUGGGGCGAGGACGUGCGGCGCUGGCCGGACACGGCGAUAGCUGGACGCGGCGGCUGCAGGGAGAAGGGAAGAGGCGCCGUCCGUCGCUCCGCUGCGCUGGCGUGCGACGAGAUCAAGGAGGGCAGAUGGCGGCGGCGACCGGAGGCGCCGGGCGCGGCCAGGGACGGGCCGACGCGGGGCGGAUCCGCGACGACCGGAGGCCGGCGGUGGCGACUGGAAGCGCCGGGCACGGCCGAAGACGGGCUGCGCGAUGGCUGUACCGGGUCUGGGAAGAAGAGAAGAAGGAAGUAUCAAGAAGACCCAAGGUUAUUCUUCUCUCUUGUGAACACAUCAUAAGUUAUAAUAGUGCUGCAUAUUUGGGACAUAAGAGAAUAAAAUCUGCAUGCUCUGGUCCAUAG